UUCCAUCGAUUGUUUUACCUUUACGGCUGCGCCUUCACUUUUCAUUUUUUUUUUAAAAUUCAUCCUCCUGUGUCAACAAUUGUUAAGCCUAAUCCGCUAUGGCCGGUCUCGAAGAAGUUGGAAUUCCAGGGAAGGAGUUCCUUCGAGAAGCUCUGACGAACUGUUCCGAUCCUCUCCGUGCUAUUGAAGAAUUUCAGGAAGAAAAUGGCAUUUUGUUGCCGUCGCUGCGUCCGAUGUUACCGCUUUUGGACCUUCAUGGAGUUUGUAGGCUGGAAUUUCACACGUCUGUACUCGAGGAACUCAAAGAACGGUUGCUACAACAAAUCGAAAACUUAGGCAAACAUGAAGGUCGCGAAAAAGAACGGAAGCUGAAAGAAAUGCUGCAAAAGAGUUUUCCUGUCAUUCGGGUGCCGUCCUUGCGUCCAGUCGUCAUGUGCAUUCUGAAAAACAUGGAUCAUGUCGACGACAAGUACUUGAAGCAACUCGUCAGUGACAAGGUGUUAUACAAGGAAUGUGAUGUGCAGGUGAAACGUCAGAUCUGGCAAGAACACCAGAGUCUCUUCGGAGACGAAGUCCUUCCCCUUCUUGCCCAGUACGUCGGCGAAAAAGAAGCUGCACUGUGGGACACGAAAGGUGGCCCCGAAACAUCGUUUUUCAAUCCGUCACCGAAACAGCGUCGCCAGGGACAGGUCCUUCAGCAACUUCUGCUCAUGGUGGGCAAGAAUGUCGUCCUCUACGACAUGGUGCUCCAGUUCUUACGGACCCUCUUCCUGCGAACUCGAAAUGUGCACUACUGUACCCUGCGUGUGGAACUUCUCAUGGCCCUGCACGACCUGGAAGUGCAGGACAUCAUUGCAGUCGACCCGUGCCACAAGUUCACGUGGUGUCUCGAUGCCUGCAUCCGCGAGAAAAAUGUUGACACGAAGAGGUCGAGGGAGCUGCAGGGCUUUCUCGACAGCAUCAAGAGGGGACAGGAGCAGGUUUUAGGGGACCUUUCAAUGACACUGUGUGACCCAUACGCAAUCAACUUCUUGGCUCAAUCCGCAAUGAAGAUCAUCAACCAUCUCAUCAACAACGAAGGUUUGCCCAGGGACAAUCAAGUGCUGGUACUGGUGCUGAGGAUGAUGGCACUGGGCCUGCAAGCAUGGGACAUGAUCAGCGGGCAGCAGUACAAGGAACCCAAACUAGACACGCAGCUGAUGACAAAAUUCAUUCCAGCACUCAUGUCUCUCAUGGUAGAUGACCAGGUACGUGCUCUCAAUGCUAGACUCCCGCCUGAUGAUCGAGAGACUGCCAUCACCACCAUCGAACACUCUGGACCACCUCCGGAUGCAUAUCAAGCCUACAUCCAAGAGAAUGCCGUGGCUAGCGUUCUGGCCAUCUACUACACGUUUCACAUAUCACGACAGAGGGACCGCAUCGGCGUGAUGCGCGUUCUGGGCACUCUGGCGGGAGCUGAAGGGCAGCGUGCCUACCAGGACCCGUUCCUUCACACCCUGGUGGGGCACCUUCUUCCCAUGGCGGAGGAGUUCUCCCACGAGGACUUCUGCACCGUCGUCUUCGACGAGUUCUUUCUGGGAUGUCUCAGCGGCCCCAGCGGCUCAUCUACGGGGGGUGGCCCCGUGAGACACCUGCUACGUCUCUUGUGGCACGUCCAUCCUAGGCUGCCCCCCGUUCGCCUCCAGGGAUUGCUCAAGGCGCUGCAACCACUGGCACAGGCAAAUGAGGGCAUGAGGCCCACAAUGCAAGCCCUGCAAGAGAAAGCUAGAGACCUCGUGCCUGCCUCCAGUGAGCCGGAAAAUUCGGACUCUCCGUUACUGAGUGUGCCUGCUCCAGCAUCCAUGUGAGACUGUUGGCCCCUGAAUGGGACGGUUUCCCUUUUUCUGAAGGAGAUUUCAUUUACAUCUAUGGCUCAAAGUGACAAUGACGUGCAAGGAAGCAAAUGCUACACUGUAUAAUUUUGGGAGAGACAAGACAGCCGUGAGCUUCCUAAACUGUAAAACGAACGUCCUUGUUUUUUCUUUCUUGCCACACCUGAGCCCCUGCUCUUCAAAUUCGGAAAAUAUCAAAUAAUGCGCGUUUUCGAUAAUUGAUUUUCGUCUAUCAGAUGUUGAGCUGCACAAUGUGUUUGUUUUGUUUUACAUGUUAGACAGUAUGCUGUAGUGAAGCAUGAAUGUCCUAUGAUUUGAAAACUGUAAAAUAUGAUGCAGUGAAUGAACUAGAAGGACUGUCGAUGGUGGAAGUUCAACAUUUCUUCCCUCUUUCUUCUUUUUUUCUUCUUUCUAGUCUGUACAUUAUGACCCUGAAUACAGUAAAGCAGCGAUCUAAAUGACGCUUCUUACAUUGA
Molecule: messenger RNA, 2347 nt
Organism: Ornithodoros turicata
Lineage: Eukaryota; Metazoa; Arthropoda; Arachnida; Ixodida; Argasidae
Gene: NELF-B
Product: negative elongation factor B-like
Exons: 9
Coding region: 99-1847 (582 amino acids)
Biological process (GO): negative regulation of transcription elongation by RNA polymerase II
Cellular component (GO): nucleus; NELF complex
Source: RefSeq, a predicted model, not a curated record